Messenger RNA from Striga asiatica, 1050 nucleotides. The record is from the annotation of a GenBank genome assembly. Lineage: Eukaryota; Viridiplantae; Streptophyta; Magnoliopsida; Lamiales; Orobanchaceae.
AUGAAUAGAGUCUUGGCCAAAUUCGUUCUUCCCCUCUCCCAAUUAGCAUCCAAAUCGACGUUCUCCUCUUCAUCAUCUCUUGUCACCAGCAGCACCGCCUCCGGAAAAAUACGGCGGAAAAGUAAACAAGUGAAGAAUCUACUACUUCUUGCCUCGAGUGAUGCGGAGUUAUCCGUUCGUUACCAUAAACUUUCAAACAAAAAAAAAAAACCUAAGGAACUCCACUUUCCCAAUACUGUGCGCUCUCGCCAUUUUUUCCCUAGUUUUAGCUGCAACGCCUUUUUCUUGGGGCAUUUAUUUGAAGAAGCUGCUCUGUGGAAUCCAACAACAGACGAGAUCAAAUUUCUUCCUGAAUCCUCAGUCCCCCGCCCUCCUUGGACAAGAAACACUUACUUUUGUUAUGGUUUUGGGUUCGAUCAUCAUCACUACGACUACAAGGUGAUUAGAUUUAUAGACUAUAUGUGUCUUGAAGAUGAUACUGAAAAUACUCUAGUUGAGCUGUACUCACUUAAAAGGGAUUCCUGGAAGGAAGUCAUGUUUCCCCAUAUCUCUACGCCUCCUGGAAUUCAAGGUGUUCACAUAAAUGGCAUCUUCUAUUGGCUGGCCGGUGAUGGAGUUAUCCUCUCCUUUGACAUGACUACUGAGGAGUUCCCUUCCAUUUCCACACCUCUUAUUCCCCUGCCCCAAACUGAUCUUCUUAAUUACUUCAACAAUAACCUUAUUCUUGCUGAGUUUAAUGGGCAGCUCGCCACUAUUGUCCACAGUAAUUUGGAAUCAUUAUGUCUUGAUUCUUUCCAUAUUCAAAUUUGGGUAUGGAAUCAUGAAUCAUGGUCUAGAGUGUUGUCCAAUGUCAGUAUUGUCAGUGGCGUCGCAUAUUGUAAGCUGUUGGGCUUCUUCAACAAUGUUGAGCUAUAUGUUCAAUCCUGGGAUGGUGAAGUGGUGUGUGUGGAUUGUGCAACAGGAGAGCUCAAGUUCCUUGGUCUGUUUGUUGAUUCAUGGAGAGCUUCCCUUUUUCCUUAUGUCGAGAGUGGGCAGCCAAUCCAAGUGUAA